AUGGCGGCAGAUAGUAGUAAGACACUGGCGAGUGCAGCUCGAUCGGCAACUUAUAACAUGGUUUUGCAGGUGAUAUUUCGCAUGACAACAUUUGCUUUGAAUGCAUUUGUUGUAAGAUACAUCUCAAAAGAAAUGCUUGGGGUUGUCAAUGUCAGAUUAACUUUACUCUAUUCAACAACUUUGUUUGUUGCCCGAGAAGCAUUCCGUAAAGCUUGUUUUAGUAAAACAUCUAAUGCUAAGUGGAUGCAAAUAAUUAAUUUGCUCUGGUGCACAGUACUACUGGGAUUGGCAUGUGGUUUAUCGCUGGCGUAUUUCUGGGUGUAUUUCCUGGAAGUUCCAAAUCCUGAAACAAUACCUAAUUAUUCUGUAGGCGUUGUAGUUUACACUUUAUCAGCUGUCUUGGAACUGUUAGCAGAACCACUCUAUGUGAUAGCACAGGUGCUGUUGUUUGUGAAACUUAAGGUUAUUGUUGAAGGCUUGGCUGUAUUCUUUAGAUCAGUGUUAACAGUAAUAUUAGUAUUAUUCUUCCCACACUGGGGUAUCAUUACCUUCUGUUGGGCACAGCUCGCCUUCACCAUUCUGUAUGUUGUAUUAUACUAUGCAUAUUUUAUAAACUAUAUCAAAACAUCAGGGGAUAAAUCUUUUCCACUCAAGAACACUAGAGAUAUUUUUCCAAAAAGGAACCCAGGUCAUAAAUGGACUGAUCAUACUCUAGCAAAGUUAACUUGGAGCUUUUUCAAACAAGGUUUUAUGAAACAGAUUUUAACAGAAGGUGAAAGAUACAUCAUGACAUUUUUUGGGACAAUAAAUUUCAGUGAGCAGGGAGUCUAUGACAUUAUCAGUAACUUGGGAUCCCUCGCCGCUAGAUUCAUAUUUUUUCCUCUGGAGGAUAGCGCAUAUUUGUUCUUUGCACAAACUCUUGAACGUGGUAUUCCAGUGAAAGAUCAACCAAAAAAAUCGAUGGAUUUAGCAAGCAAAGUGUUGGAGUAUUUACUUGGGUUUGUAUUUAUUAUUGGUCUAACAAUAGCAGUGUUUGGAUAUUCCUACUCACAUCUACUCUUACACCUUUAUGGUGGUGAUGAUUUAAGUAAUGGACCAGGACCAACACUAUUACGAUGGUAUUGUGUGUAUGUGCUUCUGUUGUCUGUUAAUGGUGUUACUGAAGCAUUUGUUUUUGCUGCCAUGACAACCGCAGAUGUAGACAGAUUCAACCAUAAAUUGCUGGUAUUUUCUGGCAUAUUCAUGUUCUUUUCGUGGUAUUUUGCAAAGGUAUUGGGUUCAGUUGGAUUCAUAUUGGCAAACUGUAUCAAUAUAGCUGUUAGAAUCCUACACAGUAUCUACUAUACACUUAAUUAUUAUAAAGAUACAGAAUAUAGACCACUAAAAGGAAUCAUACCAUCCCUUAUGGUACUGGUUGUCUAUUCAUUAGCACUUGUUAUCACAGCAGUUUCUGAGACCAAACUCUGCUGCGAUAAAGGAAUAUUAUUUCGGCUACUACAUAUUGCAAUAGGUGGUAUAUGUUGUGUAGUUAUAUCAAUAACUGUAUAUUUUUCAGAGUACGAUAUGAUUGAAUUCAUAGCACAACAAUUUAUAACAAGAAGAAAAGCUACAAGCGAGAAGAAAAUAAAAUAAUAAAAAUAGAAUUUUUUUUUAUAAAUUUAUCUUAAAGAGAAAUCUUAUUCAUUUUGACUGUAUAUGAAUUUUAAAUAUCAUUUAUAAAUAUAUAAGUCUGUCUUUUGUAGUGUUCAUUAAUUCCACAUACAGGUAACUAACUCCGUCAGUUGUACAAUAGUGCAAUGUUAUCAUAGGACACUGUUCAGGGUGUGAAAUGUUUAAAGCUAUUCAACACCAAGCUAUGGCUUUUCAGUGAUUUGUUGUGAAUGCCAAGGAAAGUUUAUUGUCCUUAUUAAAUUAUUUCAACAUCAUAAGUUACAAA
Molecule: messenger RNA, 1936 nt
Organism: Saccoglossus kowalevskii
Lineage: Eukaryota; Metazoa; Hemichordata; Enteropneusta; Harrimaniidae
Product: man(5)GlcNAc(2)-PP-dolichol translocation protein RFT1-like
Biological process (GO): dolichol-linked oligosaccharide biosynthetic process; glycolipid translocation
Cellular component (GO): endoplasmic reticulum membrane
Source: RefSeq, a predicted model, not a curated record